AACAUAAAUACAUUCUAAUGAAUUCUUUAAUAUGUGUGAAAAGGGUCUAAGUGACACUAUUUAUGAAACGGAUGGAGUAUGAGUUAAGUAAUGAUAAAAAACUAUAAGGACACAUCGGUAAUUACAUCCAAGAGUAUCAUUUUUAAUAUUGUUAUCUGCCUUGUGCCCUAAUCAAUUUGUGGGUUAGAGAGAUAUCUCUAGGGUUUGUUCGAUUCUUCGGCAACGAUGAAAACCGACGAUGCGAAGGCGAAACAAGAUUCGAUGGAGGAGGAAUCUGACUCUUCUGUCUCUAAAAAACCGAAGAUCGAAGAUGAAGACGACACAUGCAUGGAAGACGAAGGCUAUAGCGAUAGCAAUAACCCAUUCUUAUGGAGUACCGACGAAGAAGACGAUGACUCUCCGACAAUCAACUAUUCAAACUUGCAAGAUCCGGAACCAGAGUGGGAUAAGGACAGUUACGAUGGCUACGAAUUGGAAUUCGAUCCUGACGGCCGUGAAGGUUUCUCCAGCGACAAGGCGUACCAAGAGUUCCGCGAGUAUAAAACCAAAGCCUUUGAGAAUAGGGGGUUUUUAGAUGAUCCAUUCAGAUCCAUCUACCCCAUCAGAGAUCUGGACGAUCUCUGGACAACCACGACUAAUAGGCAAUAUUUGACAGAUAUUGCUUCCCUCUGUGUUAAGAAACUCAACGAGGAGAAGGGUAUGUCUGUGGAAGUUGUAAGCAUUGUGAGAGGCAAUCUAAAACCAGGAGGUGGGUGGAAGCUCUACAUCACCUUUAUGGCCCGAGAGUAUCCCAAUGGUCCUCUCGUGGAGUAUCAAGCCAAGUCCAUGGAUUUCGCAGGAGGCAGAAAACCUCCCUUUCCCAUUCUCUGCAGACCAGCCUCUAGCAUAUCCUAAUCUUUGACUUGCAUAAGUAUUUUUAUGUUCAGUCUUUUAUUCUCAGUGUAAUUACUUAGUAGUUUGUUUGGAAUAUAUCUUAUGAGCUUUUUUUUUCAAUUUUUGUGGAGAGGAAUGGAUGUGAACAGAAAGAGAUUUUCUUAAUUAUGGGAUGAUUGUCCUUUUGAAUUUUAAAUCUUCAACCUAAUCAUUGCAAAAUUUGUCUGUUUACUGGUUUGCUCGGAACACCAAGAUCAAGGUGUAUUGAAAUGAUGUUUUCCAGUUAUGAGUAAGCUGAGUCCGAGGUGGGUUUAGGUUUUGUCUUUGGAAGAUGUUUAGAUAACAUGGUCAUCAUAAAACAGAUGUUUAUAUAACUCACAUAACGUUGGGUUGUUGAAUAAUACAUAUCUGUUUAAUUGGACUAAAGAAUUUGGGACAUUAUCUUAUGCAUUUGGAAGGUCUUCGCAUGAUGCAAUUUUUCAUCACCAGAAUAUACAAUGAGCUCUCAUCGCAGCAUGAUCCAAUAUCCAAGUGGUUAAUUCAGUAGAAUAAAAAGUAACAAGAACGUGUUUCAAAGAAAAGCUGUGUUAUUUUUUAAACGGGCAAGUAAAAGUAUAUAGCGGGAAAGUCUUGUGAAUUCCUUUGUGUGAUCUUUAGAAUGUAUUGGCAUUUUUUAUAUCAAUGUUAAAUUUAAUAUCAUUUUCAAUUUGAAACAGAAAUACAGAGAAAAUAAGUAGCAGAAGAAAUUGAAAAUACAACUACAAUCAUAAAGAAAAACACACCUGACUAAAGAUCUUAUUUGGAUCUGGAAUAAUAAACCUGGAGACUAGCACAACGAGGUUCGAGGUAAAGGAUCAGUUAGGAACCAGUAACAAAACAAUGAAGGACAAACUUCGGUUAUUAUAUAAGCAGUGCCGCCCCGUUAUUUUUUGUGGCUUAAAGCUAAAAAAAUAUUAUAGCCUUAAUUAUAUUUCCAAAAACUAAUGUUAAACAGUAUGUAUGAUUAUCAACAAAACUACACUAUCAAUGUAUCAUUAUACUCCAUCCGUUUCAAAUUAUUUGUCGUUCUAGAGAAUUUUUUUGGUAAUAAAAUAAGUGUCGCUUUAAAAGUUGAAAGCAAAAUGUAUUAAGGUCGACACCCUAUUAAUUUUUAUAUUGUUUGAAAUAUGGUUAGGUGUAUAGGUAUAAUGUUUUUAUUGAAAAUAUACAAAACUAAAUGUUUCGGUCAGAUUCGAUUUCAAGUAUUUCGCUUUGGUUUUGGUUACGGCUCGAUUUUUCGGUUCCGGUUUUUUGCCCGUGCAUAAACUAACAAUAAAAGGUGAUGACAUAGCUGUAAUUAAAAAUACUUUUAACCGCUUGUUCAGUUUCACCUCUUUGCGGACGAGUAUAUAUUAAACAUGAUCAGCUUAGAACUGGUCUUAUUGAGAUCAUACUUUGUUUGAUAUUAAUAGCUAGCCUGUAUCCUAACUCCUGUUACCAACCAAAACCAUGAGGGCACAUCGGUAAAUACAUUCAAGAGUAUCAUUUUAAUAUUGUCAUCUGCCUUCUCCCUAGUCAAUUUGUGUGUUAGAGAGAUAUUUCUAGGGUUUGUUCCAUUCUACGGCAACGAUGAAAGGCGACGAUGUGUCGGUGAAACGAGCUUCGACGGAGGUGGAAUCUGACGCUUCUGUCUCUAAAAAACCAAAGAUCGAAGACGAAGACGACACAAGCAUGGAAGAAGAAAGCGAUAGCGAUAACGAAGGCUUAUGGAGUGUCGACGCAGAAGACGAUGGUGACGUCGUGAGAUCUCCGACAAUCAACUAUUCAAACAUGCAAGAUCCGGAACCGGAGUGGGAUAAGGACAGUUACGAUGGCUACGAAUUGAAAUUCGAUCCUGACGGCCGUGAAGGUUUCUCCAGCGACAAGGCGUACCAAGAGUUCCGCGAGUAUAAAACCAAGGCCUUUGAGAAUAGGGGGUUUUUAGAAGAUCCAUUCAGAUCCAUCUACCCCAUUAGAGAUCUGGACGAUCUCUGGACAACCACCACUAAGAGGCAAUAUUUGACAGAUAUUGCUUCCCUCUGUGUUAAGAAACUCAACGAGGAGAAGGGUAUGUCUGUGGAAGUUGUAAGCAUUGUGAGAGGCAAUCUAAAACCAGGAGGUGGGUGGAAGCUCUACAUCACUUUUAUGGCCCGAGAGUAUCCGGAUGGUCCUCUCCUGGAGUAUCAAGCCAAGGCAGUGGAUUAUGCAGGACACAAAAUACCUCCAUUUCCCAUUCUCUGCAGACCAGCCUCUAGCGUAUCCUAAUCUAUGACUUGCAUUAGGUAUUUAUGUAUAAUCAUUUAUUCUCAGUGUAAUUACUUAGUAGUUUGUUUGGAAUAUCUUAUGAGCUUUUUCAAUUUUAUUGGAGGAAUGGAUGUGAACAGAAAGUGAUUUUCUUAAUUAUGGGAUGAUUGUCCUUUUGAAUUUUAAAUCUUCAACCUAAUCAUUGCAAAAUUUGUCUGUUGUGUUGCUGGUUUUAGCGGAACACCAAGAUCAAGGUGAUUGAAAUGAUGUUUUCCAGUUAUAAGUAAGCUGAGUCCGAGGUGGAUUUAGGGUUUGUCUUAAAUGUUAGCUAUAUCUUUUGGGAGAUGUUUACUGUCAGAUAACAUGGUCAUCAUAAAACAGAUGUUUAUAUAACUCACAUAACGUUGGGUUGUUGAAUAAUAAGUUUCUGUUUAAUUGGACUAAAGAAUUUGGGACAUUAUCUUAUGCAUUUGGAAGGUCUUCGCAUGAUGCAAUUUUUCAUCACCAGAAUAUACAAUGAAAGCUCUCAUCGCAGCAUGAUCCAAUGUCCAAGCUUGGUCUAAAUGAGUCUACAAUAUAUACAAGUAUCCAAUUCACCAUGAGAGGAUGAUUCUUUCCCCAACAAAAUUACUUAAGAGAUGGUGAUUUUCGUAGUGACUGCUUUGAUACCUGCUAAUAACAAAAACUUGUUACAAAGAAAACCUGUGCUAUUUUUAAAUAAACGGGGGCUGUAAAAUUACUAUGGGGCUUGUAUCAGGUAUGGCCCAUAUAAUUGCUCACUGGCCCAAAUAAUCUUCCGACCGGGUCACGUGCGCAAAUAGACAGAGAGAGAGAGAUAUAAGGACACAUCGGUAAACACAUACCGUUUCAUUAUUAUUAUUGUCAUCUGCUUCGUUCCCAACUUGUGUGUUGCGAGAGAGAGAGAGAUAUCUAGGGUUUGAUCGAUUCUGCAGCGACGAUGUUAAGCGACGAUUUGGGGACGAAAAGAGCUGCGACUGAGGAGGAAUCUGACUCUUCUGUCUCAAAAAAACCGAAGAUCGAAGAUGAAGACGACAUAUGCAUGGAAGACGAAGGCGAUAGCGAUAGCGAUAGCAAUAACCCAUUCUUAUGGAGUACCGACGAAGAAAAGGAUGACUCUCCGACAAUCAACUAUUCAAACUUGCAAGAUCCGGAACCGGAGUGGGAUAAGGACAGUUACGAUGGUUACACAUUGGAAUUCGAUGCUGACGGCCGUGAAGGUUUCCCCGACGACAAGGCGUACCAAGACUUCCGCGACUAUAAAACCAAGGCCUUUAAGAGUAGGGGGUUUUUUGAAGAUCCAUUCAGAUCCAUCUACCCCAUUAUAGAUCUGGAAGGUCCUUGGUCAGACACGACAAACGUGACUAGGAGGCAAUAUUUGGCAAAUAUUGCUUCCCUGUGUGUUAAGAAACUCAACGAGCAGAAUCGUUCGUCUGUGGAAGUUGUAAGCGUUGUGAGAGGCAAUCUAAAACCAGGAGGUGGGUAUAAGCUCUACAUUACCUUUAUGGCUCGGGAGUAUCCCAAUGGUCCUCUCGUGGAGUAUCAAGCCAAGGCCAUGGAUUUUGCAGGAGGCAGAAAACCUCCCUUCCCCAUUCUCUGCAGGCCAGCCUCUAGCAUAUCCUAAUCUGUGACUUGCAUUAGGUAUCUUUAUUAUUCAGUGGAGGAAUGGGUGUAAACAAAAAAAGUGAUUUUUUUAAUUAUGGGAAUUUUUUUUUUUAUGUA
This is a messenger RNA of Brassica rapa (field mustard), 4875 nucleotides long. RefSeq lists its product as uncharacterized. NCBI's taxonomy places the organism in Eukaryota, Viridiplantae, Streptophyta, Magnoliopsida, Brassicales, Brassicaceae. The record is from RefSeq and is a predicted model, not a curated record.